AUGUCUACUCCUUAUACACGUGGGGAUAAUUUUAAUGAUAAGGAUAAACUUUUACCAAAACCUCAAGCAAUUACGGAACAAAUAGUGAAGGAGUUGACAUCUGAGCAAAUGGCUCGCAUAGCUAAAAAUCGGCGUUUGGCUCAAGGACGAUUAGCUAAGCGUUUGGAACAGCUCAAAGAGCAAAGUGCUGAGGAUUAUGACGGGCAAAAUACGCCAGAGAGGCCGAGUUUGCAUGAUCUCGAUAUGCCGUCCACAUCGGCGGCCGCAGCGCCUGCGCAAAAGAAACGGCGGCGCGAAGUGUGCCCGGAAGCUGUGGACAACAGCAACGAGGCGCUGGAAAAACUCAUGGAGGAGUUAACUGUCCGCGAUAAAAUUGUACAAAUAAAUCUCGAUGACAAAAAAAAUAUGCCGCCAAAUGAAUACACUGCUCUUAUAAACAAUCGUUACGAGUCUACGUGCACCACGUUCGAUAAUUGCAACGAUCGUCAACAUACUGUGCAAAUAAAAGAUAUAACGGAAUAUGAGUCUAUAUUUAAAUUCGAUGAAUUCCCUUCGUCGCUCACUCUGGAUGAGUUGUUAGUGUUCAAAGAAGAUCCGUUUUGGCAGAAAAUGCAUUUUAUUCUUUUUUAUGCAUUUUGGUUGACAUUAAUUAUAACAUUUCUUAUCGCUUGCCUAAUAACGUAUUUGGAAUUUGAUUUCAACACUUGUAACGCUAUACAUAUAAGUGGCAGCCCAUCUACGCCAAUUUCAACAAGUUUCAAUGGCGAUCGUAGUAUUUUAAGUGACUUACCUUUGCUAACUGUUCACUAGACUUUAUCAUUACAUCGAAUACGUCUUCAUAGGUAAGAACGUAGUAGGAAGUUAAGACAGGUUUGAAAAAAAGCUGAUAUUAAUGACGCUAUAUUAUUUGAAGUUAUUUAGUUUUUUUACUUAUUGGAAUAAUGUUUUAUUUGCUAUUUUACAUUUUAAUAUGUAUUUCCUAGUAGUAUAAAAUAGUAAAAUAAAUUUUUAUGGUUGACAAUGUACUAGGUUUAACGAGCGACCAAAAAAACUCAAUAUUAAUGCGACUCACUGUACGUGGCCGGACUGAGAAAGAAUCGCAAAUUUGUUUAUCGGUCAAAAUGUAUUUAUUUGUUUACUAAGCUAUUUUAAGUGAGAUGCAUGCACGCACGCACAAGGAACUUAUCAAGGAACUUCAUUCCUUGAUAAUAUUCAAUAUAUUCACAAAGUGUUUGAGUGAUUGCUGUUUUUUUGCUAUUCUCGAAUCUGCAACAUUAUCAGCUUUAUAUGGACCAAAUACUCGGCUGAUGUAAUUGUCUCAUCGUAUUGCAGCAUGUGCGUGUAUUUUUUUUAUUAAUGUAUAUGAAGAUUGAAAAUGACGAAUCUAUUUCACUGAUGACAGCUAUCUCUCUAGCGCACAUAGUUUACAAAAAUGGAAGAGAUUAAACUUAUUCUCCUUAUACUAUAGGAAAUUGCUUUCUAAAAUAUGUAAACAUUAUAUGGCUACAAAACGCUACAAAUUUUGAACCAUCAUUUAGUGCGUCAAAAUACUAUUCUUCAUUCA
This is a messenger RNA of Glossina fuscipes, 1564 nucleotides long. RefSeq lists its product as uncharacterized. The transcript is spliced from 4 exons. Bases 1 to 810 code for a protein of 269 amino acids. Lineage: Eukaryota; Metazoa; Arthropoda; Insecta; Diptera; Glossinidae. The record is from RefSeq and is a predicted model, not a curated record.